This is a messenger RNA of Microplitis mediator, 786 nucleotides long. RefSeq names its product cysteine-rich with EGF-like domain protein 2-B. The transcript is spliced from 3 exons. Lineage: Eukaryota; Metazoa; Arthropoda; Insecta; Hymenoptera; Braconidae. The record is from RefSeq and is a predicted model, not a curated record. Bases 311 to 727 code for a protein of 138 amino acids.
UACAAAUCACGAUUGCCCAGGUAGGGGACAAGAGUGUUCUAGUCGAAAAUGUGUUUGUAAAGCUAAUCAUAUUGCAUUGUCGAGCAUAGAAUGCGCACCAGUUUUGGAUGGUUAUUGUGUAAGGGACAAGGAUUGCUACGUCAAGAAUUCAGUUUGUCUAUCAAAUAGAUGUCAAUGUGAAUUCGAUUAUUUGCCGAAUUCUAAGUAUGAGUGUGAAUCCAUUUCGUUAGGAAAAGUGUGUUCGGUGGAUACGGAUUGUGAAAAAAUUAAAAAUUCAAGAUGUUCAGCAGAAAAUAUAUGCACAUGUGGUAUGAAUUACUUUGCAGUUUAUGAAAUUCGUUGUCUACCAACUUUAAGUGGAUUUUGUUUAAAUGAUAACGACUGUUAUUCUGAUUCAUUCCGUUGUACUGAUAAUCAAUGUCAAUGUAAAAGUAAUUACACAGGAGUAUCCGUUGACAAAUGUGUUGAAACUCACUUGGUUAGUUCUUGUACUGAUGUCUCGGAAUGCAGUGAUUCAUGGCAUUCAGCCUGUUCACUUGAAGGAAAAUGUAUUUGUGCAUUAAAUAAUAUAGCAACCAAAACUUCAACAUGUCUGCCAAUUUUAAACGGAUAUUGUUGGAAAGAUGAUCAAUGCAUGGUUAUGUACUCUGUUUGCAAUAAUUUCCGAUGUCAAUGCAAACCAAAUUUCAUCGCUGUCGCUAAUAAUCUAUGCAUGCCAGUUAACUAAAAGAAAAUCUGAGUAACAGUGGAUCCUAUGAACCAUUUUCAACUUUGUUUCUGUAGAUU